GAAAAAGCAUCGUAAGAGCAGAACAGCCCAAAUCUGAGAGAAGAGCACAUCCUUCUUUGGACGAAGUGAGUGGUAAGGAUACUCACGAUGUCUUCUGAAAAGUCGAGUAAAGCAGAGUCUAAUAUUUACGGUGGGCGACGACUGCUGUUCGCUGUGAUUGUUUUGCUAGCCGGAUUGGCAGUAAUUCUUACUGCUUGUGUGAUCGUGAUGGACGAAGAAAUAAAAACCUUGAGAGAAAAUGUUGCAGAGUACCAGAAAUGGAAAGAUGAAGAUGGUGACAAAAAGACAGUUUCCACUCCUGCGACUGAGCACAGAUCCUCCCUCGAGGAAUUGUCUAAAAGGAAACGCGUUCGGCUUUCAAGAUCUAAGCAAAGUCGUUGUGAAUCUUUAAGGAUUCCAAUGUGUCGGAAUAUGCCUUACAGCUCAGCACAGUUUCCAAACUUCCUUAAUCACCAAACCCAAGAUGAUGCAAUUGCGCUGGCAAACGUGCUUGGUCCUCUGGUUAAAAGCGGGUGCUCCUCAUCCAUAGAACAUUUUCUGUGUUCAGUUCUGGCACCUCCCUGUGGUGGGGCCCAGCAGCCCAUACCUCCCUGUAAAGGGCUUUGUAAGCGGGCGACUAAAAGUUGUAGGGACCUUCUUAAUAAGUUUCAGAUAACUUUAGAUCCCUCCAUGAGAUGCAAAAACUUGCCCAAAGAGGGCACAUCAAAGUGCUUCAACGGAUCAUGGCCGAAGAGCACAAACACACCAACACCAGCAUCGGCUCACUCAGCAACGAAAUGCCGACCAGUAACCCAUCAGUGCAACCGUUUCUUGCCUCCAAACUGGCAAGCACAGUUCCCAAACUACUUCGGUCACAAGGAUGCUAGAGAAGCUUCCGUUAGCUUCCAGAAGUUUGAGGGAAUUCUUCGAAAUGCUGAUAAAGAUUGUUCCGCGACUCUGUCCACCUUCCUUUGCGGACUCCACGUACCACCUUGCAGAAAGACCAAACGCCCUUUACUGCCCUGCAGAGAGUUUUGCCUGAAGGCAAGAUCACAAUGUAAGCGAGAAAUGCGCUUGUCAAAAAGAGGUGGCCUUCAAUGGCCCUCAAUCCUGAAGUGUAGGAAUUUCCCUGGCAAAGAUGAAGAACCGUGCUACAAUGGACAGAUAAUACCAGAACCGACUACGAAGCCGCAGCCCACAGUUCCAGGAAAGUGCGAGGUCCUCACGGUUCCUUUGUGCAAAAGUAUACCUUACAACAUGACAGAGUUUCCAAACUUUUUCCGCCACAAGACUCAAGCUGAAGCAUCUCUCGAAGUUCAACAAUUUUCUCCUCUGGUACAAAUCAAUUGCUCACCGGACUUGGCGUUCUUCCUAUGUACAUUGUACACUCCCAUUUGCACUUCUCUGGACAAACCACCACUCCCGUGCAGAGAGCUCUGUGUACGUGUCAGAGAAGGAUGCCUUCCUCUUUUACUGAAAUUUAAUUUCAAAUGGCCGGAAGCCAUGAAUUGCGAACAGUUUUCUCGAAGGGGAGACAGUAUCUGUAUUGAUCGACCUGACGUAGCGACUGUUGCGACUCCGUCUCCGUCUCCGUCUCCGAGUCCGGUAAUUCAGCCUCAAGCGGGAAAAUGCGAACCUUUAAGGGUGCCCGCAUGCAGCGCCUUUCAUUACAGCAAGACGAAGAUUCCUAACUUCCUUCAUCAUCAAACCCAAGACCAAGCUUCUCUUGAAUUAAGCAAGUUUGAUGCAGUCAUCCAGACCAAUUGCUCCCAAGAAUUAGCCUUCUUCCUCUGUUCUUUGUUCGCCCCGCCCUGUAACCCACACCCAUACACUGCGCCUUGUAAGGAACUCUGCAGUCGCGUCAGAAAACAGUGCAUUUCUAAAAUUAGACAGUUGGGGAUGAAAUGGCCGGUUUCUUGUUCAAAGUUUUCACGCAAAUCAGAAGUCCCUGUUUGUUUGGAUGCACCGCCCUCCCCUAAGGCUCCCAUUCUCACCACCACGAAUACCUUAGGAAACGGAAAAUGCGAAACCACGACCAUUCCUAUUUGUAAAGGUCUGCAGCAUUUUAAUAUGACGCUGUUCCCCAACUUCCUCAACCAUGACACACGGGAUGAAGCAGCUUUAGAAGUUCAGCAGUUUUCUCCUCUUGUUCAAUUCGGCUGUUCCCCAGAUCUGUCCUUUUUCUUGUGUUCUUUGUAUGCUCCCUCCUGCAGUGCACCGUUCAAACCAUGCAGAGACCUCUGCAUCAGUGUUAAAAAGGGCUGCCUCCCCAUACUUGAGGAAUUCGGUAUUCCUUGGCCGGAGAAAUUUGCUUGUGAUAAAUUCCCCGCUGCAGGUCCAGGAACACAGUGUACUGCUCCUCAGCGAUCUGUUAUAUCCAAUGCUAACCAAACUACAUCUGGGAGAUGCGAAGCCUUAACCCUUCCUUUGUGUCAAGAUCUGCACUACAAUAUGACGCUGUUUCCCAACUUCUUCAAUCAUCGCAAACAGGAAGAAGCAGCUUUAGAAGUUCACCAUUUUUUUCCUCUUGUAAAAAUCGGCUGUUCCCCAGAUCUGUCCCUUUUCCUGUGUUCAUUAUAUGCUCCAUCUUGCAUUGCUCCGUUUAAACCAUGCAGAGAUCUUUGUAUCAGCGUUAGACGUGGAUGUCUUCCCCUAAUGCAGCGAUUCGGUUUUACCUGGCCGAAAAAUAUGGCUUGUGAUAACUUCCCCAUCGCAGGCCAAGGAACUGAAUGCAUCGUUUCACCGUCGUCCGUUUUAUCCACUGCACCUUCAGCUACAAGAUCCAGCAAAUGAUAGUUUAAUGUUUUUUUCCUGACAUUACUUAUACUUAAGUUUAAGCAGGAGUACAAUUUAAUCCUUUGGACAUCAGCGCGAUUUAGGCGGAAUGGGGACAACUCCACCUCCUAGAGUUGGAAUCAUUAACCCUUUUCGGCCAAAUCCUUAAAUCUAGGACAAGAAAACUCGGCGAGAAAAAAAUUAUUAAGUCGACUGAAUCUGUACAGGUUAAUAGUUUCGUGAUAAGCGAUUCUCUCGAUUGAGCACCUUCCGUCAGCCGAAAUUUUAAAUAAGUACCCGGGCGCUUACUCGAAGAAAUGCGGCAUAUGUCGUGAUUAUCAGAAAUUCGCUGAGUUUUUUUAAAAAUAUAUUUUUCUUUCUCGUUCCCUCGUAUUCUUGCACAGAAUAAUCUCUUUUUUUUUUUAGUGGAAUUUUUUUUGCAAAUUAUGAUAAAGAUUCGCAUAUUGAUCGCAACAUCUCGAAUCAUCAAAUCGUCCAAAAACGGUGUUGAUUCUGUUGUAACCCAAUUUCAGUUUCUUUACAGUAAAUUGGAGGGAAGUGGCAAGUCUCGUAAGUUUUUCAGUUUCGUACAUUCUUACUUGAAACAAAGGAUGACAUUUUUACUUUCUUUGUUUUUUCUCUUUACUUGUAUAGUUAUGAUGAAAUUGUUUCCAAGUUUUUGUGUUGAGAUUUUCCGGCGCUGAGUUUCACACUGCAAGAUCAAGAAAUGUUGUUUUAUUGUACUAAAUGUAUUUCAUCGUUUUUUAUAUGUUUGAAUAUUUGAAGGUCUUUAGGCGACACUAGACAAUCUAUGAAUGUAA
Molecule: messenger RNA, 3575 nt
Organism: Pocillopora verrucosa
Lineage: Eukaryota; Metazoa; Cnidaria; Anthozoa; Scleractinia; Pocilloporidae
Biological process (GO): canonical Wnt signaling pathway; non-canonical Wnt signaling pathway
Cellular component (GO): plasma membrane
Molecular function (GO): Wnt-protein binding; Wnt receptor activity
Source: RefSeq, a predicted model, not a curated record